Molecule: messenger RNA, 1059 nt
Organism: Lycium barbarum (goji berry)
Lineage: Eukaryota; Viridiplantae; Streptophyta; Magnoliopsida; Solanales; Solanaceae
Product: protein PELPK1-like
Exons: 1
Coding region: 1-1059 (352 amino acids)
Source: RefSeq, a predicted model, not a curated record
AUGGCUCAGCAUUACAACCUAACCUCUCUCUUCCUGCUCACAUUUAUCUACUUUAUGCAAUACCACAUGAUAACUACUGCAACUGCACGUCGCCUUCUAGAGACGCCUCUUCUUGAAAUUCCUAAACCAGAAUUCUCGAAAGCUCCAACCUUGCAAAAGCAUGUGUCAAAGCCCGAAAUUCCAAAUUGGACAAAGCCGGAGAUCCCCGCUGGCCCAAAGCCUGAUGGCCCGACAGCUUCAAAGCCCGAGUUUCCAUGUUGGCCAAAGCCCAAGCUUCCAUCUUGGCCAAAGCCUAAGGUCCCAGCUGCGCCGAAGCCUGAAAUCCCAAGUAUGCCAAAGCCAGAGCUUCCAUCAUGGCCAAAGCCUGAGAAACCUGCUACUCUAAAGCCUGAGUUUCCAAGUUGGCCGAAGCCCGAGCUUCCAUCUUGGCCAAAGCCUGAGGACCCAGCUGCGCCGAAGCCUGAAAUUCCAAGUGUGCCAAAGCCCGAGAAACCUGCUGCUCCAAAGCCGGAGUUCCCAAGUUGGCCAAAGCCUGAGGUCCCAGCUGCACCAAAGCCCCAGCUUCCAUCUUGGCCAAGGCCUGAAGUCCCAGCUACGCCGAAGCCCGAGCUUCCAUCUUGGCCAAAGCCUGAGGUCCCAAGUGCACCGAAGCCUGAGCUUCCAUCUUGGCCAAAGCCCGAGAAACCUGCUGCUCCAAAGCCCGAAUUUCCAAGUUGGCCAAAGCCCGAGCUUCCAUCUUGGCCAAAGCCCGAGAAACCUGCUACUCCAAAGCCCGAGUUUCCAAGUUGGCCAAAGCCUGAGCUUCCAUCUUGGCCAAAGCCUGAGGUACCAGCUGCGGCGAAGCCUACAAAGCCUGAGCUUCCAUCUUGGCCAAAGCCUAAGACACCUGCUGCUCCAAAGCCAGAGUUUCCAAGUUGGCCAAAGCCUGAAAUCCCAAGUAUGCCAAAGCCCGAGCUUCCAUCUUGGCCGAAGCCUGAGGUCCCAGCUGCGUCAAAGCCCGAGCUUCCAAGUUGGCCAAAACCUACUCUUUCUCCACCACACAAACCCGCUACUCCUUGA